AAGCGAACAUCAUCACUGAUUGGAGUAUUGAGAAGUAAUCAAGAAAAAUUAUACAAUUUUUACUCGUAGUUAUUUAUUUUAUACGAAACUCUGCUACACCACAUAUACUAAUAUUAUGCAAACAAGAUGAGAAAAACACAAAUAACGAAGAAAUAAUAAUAAUAUAAUAAAAAAGCAAACAAAAAUUAACUUAUAAAAUAAAAAUAUUAUGUAGCAGAAGCAACACAACACAGCAGAGCAGUAAACAACAUAUAGUACGACACAGAACUGUACAUCAAUGUCACAUACCACUACACAACAAUAAAGAGACAACAACAACAAAAAAACUAAAAUUUUAAAUGAAAAAAAACUGCUUGAUUAAAAAGCUUUAAAAAUGAUCGUUUUUUAGUUAAUUCAAGUUCAUCGUGUGCACGGUGCGGUACGUAAAGUUAUUAGGGCGGUUGUUGUACUUGUAUUAUUGAAAAGUUAAAAAAAUAUCGUAAUUUUUUUUUCUGUGUAAUUUUUACAUUUUCGAUACGCAUUUUAAUUUUAUUCCUCUAAUUGUGUGUGUUGUUAUUUUUGCCUUUUGUCUUUCUAAAAAUUAAAACCAAAACGGUAUUACGAAAUUGUAUAGUCGCGUGCUCGUGUUCACAAUGAAAAAUUAAAUAAUAGAAAAAACAAAAAAAAAUAAAAAAAAUAUUGACGAAAAAUUAUUUUUCAUUAAUUUAAAAGUUUUAGUGUUUUGAUUGAAAAAAGUUAACCAAAAAACUUUUGGGUAAAAAAUAAUACAGAAAAAAAAAUAAAAUAAUUUUAUGCUGUUUGUGUUUCAGUUAUUAAAUGUUAGUAAAAAUGUCAUAAAAAUUAAAAUUUUUUAUAAAAUUUAUUUAAAAAAAAAAUCAUUUUCAAUAUUUCUCACAAAGUUAAAGAAAAAAUAAAUUGAAAUAAAUUUAAUUUUAAUGUAAAAAUAAAAUGUGAAUAAAACUUACCAAAAUAAUGACGUGUAAAAAUCCGGUUGAUUAAUAAGAAAGUUAAUUGAACACAGUGAUUAUUUUUUCAACUGAAAUUCAUACAAAAAAAUGAGAAGAAGUUAUUGAUUUUCUUACAAUCUUAAAGCUUCAGUGUAAUUAAUUACCAUUAAGAGUGUUUGCAUUUUUUUACAAAAAAUAAAAAGAUCGACCCAAAUGAAUUGGGUAUUGAGAAUUAAAUUAACUAAUUCGCGCCCGAAUUAUAGUUUGUAUUUAAUGUGUUUUAAUAGUAAAAAGGAAAUUAAAUUAAAAAGCGCUAUCACAAAAUUUAUUACUUGUAUAUACAAAAGUUUUUAAGAAUAAAGAAAAAAAAUUGUAAUUUUAAAUAUUUACAACAAAAAAAAAAGAAUUGUAAUUAAAAGAAAUUAAAUGAAGAAGCACAUUUCAACUUACAUCGCAUAUGCCUACAUAUGUAUACAUAUAUAUUUAUGUGUAAAAAAUAAUUUAAUAUUUUAAUGAGAGAAAAUAUCAACAAUAUUUAAAAAAUAUAUAAAACAAAAAAAUUAAGAAAAGAAAAUGGAAUCAUCUGUAAGAACACUGCCACCAAAUCCAAAGGACAAGGCUAAUAUCGUUUCAGUAUUAUUAUUUGGAUGGACAAUAAAUGUUUUUAAGACCGGAUAUAGUAAAGUGUUACAAGUAACUGAUUUAUUUCAACCACUGCAAAAGGACUUGUCAUCAUCAUUAGGUGACCGUUUAGAAAUACAAUGGGCAAAACAAUUAGAAACAAAAAAACCAAGCUUAAUAAAGGCUAUGUUUUUAACAUUUUGGAGGGAAGUUGGUGUUUUAGCUAUAUUGACGGCUUUUAAUGAAUUAUGUAUAAGACUACUACAACCCAUUCUAUUAGGACAACUUUUAUUAUUUUUUCGAUUAGAUCCAAAGGAUAAAGAAAAUAAUAACGAAGCGUAUUAUUAUGGUGGAGGUUUAGUGUUAUCGACAGCAGUUAGUUUAUUAACAUUUAAUCAUUUUACAAUGAAUGCGUUUCAUAUGGGUAUGAAGUUUCGUGUAGCAGUAUGCAGUUUAAUUUAUCGUAAAUCAUUAAAAUUAUCGAGAACAGCGUUAGGUGAUACAGCACCUGGUAAAGUAGUAAAUCUUUUAUCGAAUGAUGUCAGUCGUUUUGACAUUUUUGCUGUUUUUAUAAAUUCGAUGUGGUCAGCACCACUACUAUCAAUAAUUGUUGGUGUUCUUCUGUGGAAUGAAAUACGUUGGGCUGGUAUAGUAGGAAUUGUUGUAAUAUUUUUUGUUGUUCCAAUUCAAUCAUAUGCUGGAAAAUUAUCAUCAAAAUUUCGUUAUCAAACUGCGAUGAGAACAGAUGAACGCGUUCGAUUUAUGGAUGAAAUAAUAUCAGGAAUUCAGGUUAUCAAAAUGUAUGCUUGGGAAGUUCCAUUUUCUAAACUUAUUACAUUAGCAAGAAAACUUGAGUUGAAGAUUGUGCGUAAAAACUCUCAUGUUCGUGCUUUAUAUAUGACUUUUAAUAUGUUUACGACACGUGCUGCAAUGUUUUGUACAAUGAUGACAAUGGCUUUAACCGAUGCUGAAAUUACAGCUGCUCGUAUUUUUGUUAUAUCAUCAUAUUUUAAUGUGAUCGCUUGGACAAUGUCACAAAUGUUUGUUCGUGGGGUAGCAGAAAUUGCUGAAGCUUUAGUUGCAUUUAAACGUUUACAAAAAUUUUUAGAAUAUGAAGAGAAGCCACCUUCUAUGCAUAAAACUGAAAAUUCAAGUAACUUAACUAAUUUUAAAACAGGAAAUGGUGACAUAAAUAAUGCCCAUAAAAUUAAUCGGAAUUCAAUUCAAACAAAACCAUAUAGAAAUAGUUUAUAUGAUUCGAUGCCAGCUAUAGUUUUAAAAAAUGCUUCAGCCCAUUGGGAACUAUAUGAAAAUCCUAGUGAAAAGAAAUCUGGGAAAAGAAAAUUAUCUAACGGGAAGAAGAAGCAGGAAAAUUUAACUUUAGACAAUAUUAAUUUAGAAAUAAAACGUGGUCAAUUAAUAGGAAUUGUUGGUUCGGUCGGAGCUGGUAAAUCUUCCUUAUUACAAAUAAUUUUGGAAGAAUUACCGUUAUUAAAAGGAGCACUUGAAGUUAACGGAAAAGUAUCUUACGCAACACAAGAGCCAUGGGUUUUUGCAGCUACCGUGAGGCAAAACAUAUUGUUUGGUCAAGAUAUGGAAAAAAGUCGUUAUGAUGCAGUUGUCAAAUCGUGCGCGUUAGUUAAAGAUUUUGAACAAUUUGCUGAUGGUGACAGAACCGUUAUAGGUGAAAAGGGUGCAUCAUUAUCUGGUGGUCAAAAAGCAAGAAUUAGCCUGGCUCGUGCAGUUUACCGAGAAGCUGACAUUUAUUUACUAGAUGAUCCACUUAGCGCUGUGGAUGCACAUGUAGGUAAACAUUUAUUCGAUGAAGUCAUUGGACCAAGAGGUCGUUUAGGGAGACGUUCUUUAACUAGAAUAUUAGUCACACAUCAAGUACAUUUUUUGAAGGAAGCCGAUUGGGUUGUGAUCUUAAAUAAUGGCAAAAUUCAAAUUCAGGGACCACCUCAAAAAUUAUCUAAAAGUGGAAUAGAUUUCGCAGAAUUACUUGAAAAUGAUAACGAAACUGAUGCAAACGCUGAAGGCCAACAAUCGAGGAGAAGAUCAUCAAGUCGAUCUUUAGGUUCAUCGCAUCACUCUCUUAGAAGUACUGAAUCAAAUAGUGAUGAGGAAAAUGAAGAAGAAAGAGAUGAUGACAAAGACGAAAAUCAAAAUUUAGAACAGAGUUCGAAAGGAACCGUUAAAGGUUCUUUAAUUGGAAAUUAUUUACGAGCAGGUGCUCAUUUUGUAAUCGUCGGUUUUGUGCUAUGCUUAUUUCUUAUAACACAAGCGGCAGUAAGUUUAGCCGAUUUUUGGGUAUCUUUCUGGACAAGUCAAGAAGAGUUGCGCGAUUAUUUAAAUCAAAAUCAGACAAUGCUUAAAGGCAGUAAAGUCGGUAAUAAUGACGAAGUAUCUAAAAUUAGUAUAAAACAAUUGCAGGAUCAUAUGGAUAGAAUAUCACAUCUUAAUGAGAUUAGAAAAGAUUCUUUGAUAAAUACUGACACCUGUAUAUAUAUUCAUGGAGCUAUUAUUUUAUCAAUAUUUACAAUUGGUAUCAUAAGGUCUGAAACAUUUUAUACCUUAGCAGUACGUGCCUCUCAAAAACUUCAUGACGCAAUGUUCAAAGGAAUUGUGAUGGCACCAAUGCGAUUUUUUGAUACAAAUCCAUCAGGUCGAAUUUUAAAUCGUUUUUCAAAAGAUAUGGGUGCAGUUGAUGAACUGUUACCAAAGGCAAUGUUAGAUGCAACUCAAAUAAUUUUAAAUAUGUUUGGCGCCAUUAUCGUGACUCUAACCGUUAGACCGAUUUUUGCUGUACCUUUAGUUUUAUUAGGUGCAUUAUUCAUGCUUGUCCGGAAGAUAUACUUAAAGACAUCUAAAAAUAUCAAACGGCUUGAAGGAGUUACUCGAUCACCAGUUUUUACGCAUUUGGCAGCAACACUAAGUGGCCUUUCAACAAUUCGAGCUUUCGGAGCACAAACUGAGCUAAUACAGGAAUUUGACAAUCAUCAAGAUCUUCAUUCAGGAUCAUGGUAUAUGUUUAUAAGCACUUCAACGGCAUUUGGUUUAUCGUUGGAUUUGAUUUGUUUAAUUUUUAUGACAUGUGUUACAUUUUAUUUCCUACUUUUUGAUACAGAUGUUAUGGGUUCAGAUGUGGGCUUAGCAAUCACUCAAUCAAUGUCCUUGGCAUUUUUAUUGCAAUGGGGUAUUCGACAAAGUGCCGAAGUAGCUAAUCAGAUGAUGGCAGUUGAACGUAUAUUAGAAUAUCGUGAAUUAGAAGCAGAAAAACAACCUGAUAAAAUAGUUGAGCAACGAAAAACUUGGCCUGAACAUGGCAAAAUUGAGUUUAGAAAUGUCAGAUAUCGAUACUAUGACGGAGCUGAUCCAGUACUUAAUAAUUUAAAUUUUGUUAUAAAACCACAAGAAAAGAUUGGAAUUGUUGGUAGAACUGGUGCUGGAAAAUCGUCUGUUAUUGGAGCUUUAUUUCGUCUUGCUAAAAUUGAAGGCGAUAUUUUUAUUGAUGACAUAAAAACUGAUUCAGUAGUUUUAAAUAAACUAAGAUCAAAAAUAUCAAUUAUUCCACAAGAUCCAGUUUUAUUUUCAGGAACUUUGAGAAGAAACUUAGAUCCAUUUGAGGAAUAUCGUGAUGCUGAUCUAUGGAGUGCACUUGAAUCAGUUGAAUUAAAGGACAUUGCAAGCGGAAAUUUGGGUCUUCAAUCAGCGGUUAUGGCUGGAGGUAGCAAUUACAGUGUGGGACAAAGACAAUUAGUUUGCUUGGCACGUGCAAUACUUAGAAAUAAUAAAAUAUUAGUUUUAGAUGAAGCAACAGCAAAUGUUGAUCCACAUACUGAUGCUUUAAUUCAAGAAACAAUUCGUAACAAAUUCUCGUCAUGUACUGUACUUACAAUCGCUCAUAGAUUACACACAAUUAUGGAUUCGGAUAGAAUAUUAGUAAUGAAUUUUGGUAAAGUUUCCGAGUUUGAUACACCAUACACUUUAUUACAAAAUCCAAAUGGAAUAUUCUCUGACAUGGUAAAGGCAACUGGUCCACAUGAAUCAGAAAGAUUACAAGAAUUAGCAAAAACUAAACAUUUAACAGAACAAAAGGAAUCAUGAUUAAUGUAUAGAUUAUGGAAUUAUUUUAAGUUUAAGUACCUGUAGCAGUAACUUUUAUUUAAAAAUUUUAAAAAUAUUUUUUUUUAUUCAUGUUAUUUUUGAUUUUAGUUUUUCAUUUUUUGUUUUUUUUUUAAUAUAUAAAGAUAUUCAAUUUACAUAUAAUUAUUACAUUAUGAACUACUUCAACUACAUUAUUAUUAAAACGAUUAGGGAAAAUUAUUUAGUUUACAGUUUAAAAGCAUAAAUUUUCUAAAUUAUGUUAAUGCGAAAAAUACGGAUUAAUUAAUUAAUUUAAUUUAAUCGGAGAUACCAAAUUGUUUGGUUUGAGAUUGUUUUAUUCAUAUAAUUCUUUGAAUAUUGUUUUUUAAAUAAUUUCAAAUAAAUUCCAUAAAAGUUUUUGUAUGUUAAUUCUUUUAAUUUUUAAAUUUAAUUUAGAAUCGGCAAUAGUAUAUCAAAUAGUAUUACGUUUUGAAUUUUACAUAAAAUACCUACAUUGUAC
Molecule: messenger RNA, 6174 nt
Organism: Condylostylus longicornis
Lineage: Eukaryota; Metazoa; Arthropoda; Insecta; Diptera; Dolichopodidae
Product: ATP-binding cassette sub-family C member 4-like
Exons: 14
Coding region: 1521-5675 (1384 amino acids)
Biological process (GO): transmembrane transport
Cellular component (GO): membrane
Molecular function (GO): ATP binding; ATP hydrolysis activity; ABC-type transporter activity
Source: RefSeq, a predicted model, not a curated record